Molecule: messenger RNA, 1701 nt
Organism: Exophiala xenobiotica
Lineage: Eukaryota; Fungi; Ascomycota; Eurotiomycetes; Chaetothyriales; Herpotrichiellaceae
Exons: 1
Coding region: 1-1701 (566 amino acids)
Biological process (GO): transmembrane transport
Molecular function (GO): transmembrane transporter activity
Source: RefSeq, a predicted model, not a curated record
AUGCGAAAGGCUACUUGGAAUAAUGGUAUAUUGCACAUUAAGUCGCAUAUGCAGCGGACCAUGCCAUCGCCCGAACGAACUGUACCAUCAGAAGACCAGCCUCCCUGCGACGCCAUCUCACCUACACCAGAUCAGCAGCAUUCAACCACAAUCAAACAAGACAGCAACAGGGGUACUAUCGACCUCGAGAAAGCAACACCCCCGACUCAAGAAUCCGCCCCGGGGGAACAUGACCAAAAGCAAGAAAGUCAGCCGGCGGGUCAGAACCAUGAUGGAGACAAACCAUACUCAGCGUUCAGCCAGCGGCAGAAGAUCAUCAUCGUACUCUGCGCCACCCUCGGCGGCCUUUUCUCCCCUUUCUCCAGCGGCAUCUACUACCCAGCCUUGAGCACCAUCGCAGACGAUCUAAGCGUCAGCAUAAGCCAGGUCAACCUGACCAUAACGACUUACAUGAUCUUUCAAGCAAUAGCACCGGCCUUUGUGUCAUCCAUCACCGACACCCAAGGCCGCAGACCGACGUAUGUCCUGGGCAUGGUUGUCUUCAUGGCAGCGAAUGUGGGCCUCGCUUUGAACAACACAUACGCUGGCCUCCUUGUUCUCCGAUGCCUCCAGUCCUGCGGCUCGAGCGGAAUGGUUACUCUUCAACAAGCCAUAAUUGCAGAUGUGGUGACCUCCGCCGAGCGUGGGAGUUAUAUCAGCAUAACGUCAAUCACUGGUAUUGUAGGUCCGAGCGUGGCUCCUAUCGCGGGCGGUCUCCUCGCUCAGCAUCUCGGAUGGCACAGCAUUUUCUGGUUCCUGCUGAUCGCGGCUGGUGUCUAUACUGUGCCUCUGCUGAUUUGGUUCCCUGAGACCGCGCGGAAGCUCGUCGGGGACGGAUCGAUCAUACCACCGCGGCUGAACAGGUCGCUAUGGUAUAUUGUAAAGAACCGCAAGAACGAGAAGGCCGCUGAAGCGCCACCGAAACCGAAGAGGAAAUUCAGCUUGCCCAACCCGCUCGGGACGCUGGCGAUAUUCGCCAACUUCGAGAAUAGCGUGAUCCUGUCAGUUGUAGCAAUCAUCUAUGCAGCCUUCUAUGCGAUAUCAGCAACGCUCAGCACGCAGUUCAACAAGAUAUAUGGCUUCGACAGUACCGCCCAAGGUCUGGUGUUCCUGACGAUAGCGGGUGGCAGUCUGUUGUCGUCUGUGACCAACAGCAUCGCCCUCGACAGAAACUAUCGACGGCACGCAUUGAAGCGCGGCUUGGACCCAGACAGGAAGAAGCAAAUUGAUCUGCAAGGAUUUCCCAUUGAAAGAGCCAGAUUGGAGAUCGGGCUACCAUUCUUUGUGCUUGGGACAUUCACGAUGAUAGUUUAUGGCUGGAUGCUGCAUUUCCGGGUUCACAUAGCUGGCCCGAUUGUGAUGCUGGUGUUGUUUGGAUACACCAAUCUGGCCGGGUUCAACACCUUGAGCGUCUUGCUAAUUGACUUGAACCGGCCACGCGCAGCUUCUGCGAGUGCCGCAGCAAAUCUGAUUCGGGCGUCGCUGGGUGCAGGUAUGACGGCUGUGGUGAAUCCCAUGAUCGAUAGUAUGGGAACAGGUUGGUGUUUCACGUUUACGGCGCUGGUCAUGUUGUGCAUGCUUCCACUGCUGUGGCUUUGUAUGGAAAAUGCCGUCAGAUGGAGAAGACAAGAGUUGGCCGCAAGAGUAUCUCGAGAGAAUUAG